Molecule: messenger RNA, 1324 nt
Organism: Mesoplodon densirostris (Blainville's beaked whale)
Lineage: Eukaryota; Metazoa; Chordata; Mammalia; Artiodactyla; Ziphiidae
Gene: UBE2E3
Product: ubiquitin conjugating enzyme E2 E3
Exons: 6
Coding region: 166-789 (207 amino acids)
Biological process (GO): protein polyubiquitination
Cellular component (GO): nucleus
Molecular function (GO): ubiquitin conjugating enzyme activity
Source: RefSeq, a predicted model, not a curated record
AUUUGUUGCACUUCUUGGGGCUUUGUUUGUUUGUUUGUUUUUCCUCUGAAAAAUUUUUUUUCGUUAUUUUGGACAAAAUGUCGGUCCGUGAUGUAAAAAUUGAGCGAGGAACCUUGAUGGCACGGGGAGCUUUGCAGAAGUUUUCCAAGAAAUAACUUUACCAAGAUGUCCAGUGAUCGGCAAAGGUCCGAUGAUGAGAGCCCCAGCACCAGCAGUGGUAGUUCAGAUGCGGACCAGCGAGACCCAGCCGCUCCAGAGCCUGAAGAACAAGAAGAAAGAAAACCUUCUGCCACCCAGCAGAAGAAAAACACCAAACUCUCUAGCAAAACCACUGCUAAGUUAUCCACUAGUGCUAAAAGAAUUCAGAAGGAGCUAGCUGAAAUAACCCUUGAUCCUCCUCCUAACUGCAGUGCUGGGCCUAAAGGAGAUAACAUUUAUGAAUGGAGAUCGACUAUACUUGGUCCACCAGGUUCUGUAUAUGAAGGUGGUGUGUUUUUUCUGGAUAUCACAUUUUCAUCUGAUUAUCCAUUUAAGCCACCAAAGGUUACUUUCCGCACCAGAAUCUAUCACUGCAACAUCAAUAGUCAGGGAGUCAUCUGCCUGGACAUCCUUAAAGACAACUGGAGUCCUGCUUUGACUAUUUCAAAGGUUUUGCUGUCAAUUUGUUCUCUUUUGACAGACUGCAACCCUGCGGAUCCUCUGGUUGGAAGCAUAGCCACUCAGUAUUUGACCAACAGAGCAGAACAUGACAGGAUAGCCAGACAGUGGACCAAGCGAUAUGCAACAUAAUUCACAUAAUUUGUAUGCAGUGUGAAGGAGCAGAAGGCAUCUUCUCACUGUGCUGCAAAUCUUUAUAGCCUUUACAAUACGGACUUCUGUGUAUAUGUUAUACUGAUUCUACUCUCUGCUUUUAUCCUUUGGAGACUGGGAGACUCCCCAAAAAGGUAAAUGCUAUCAAGAGUAGAACUUUGUAGCUGUAGAUUAGUUACGUUUAAAACGCCUACUUGCAAGUCUUGCUUCUUUGGGAUAUCAAAGUGUAUUUUGUGAUGUACUAAGGAUACUGGUCCUGAAGUCUACCAAAUAUUAUAGUGCAUUUUAGCCUAAUUCAUUAUCUGUAUGAAGUUAUAAUAGUAGCCGUAGAUGACUAGGAAUUAUGUCAUUUGUAUUAAACCCAGAUCUAUUUCUGAGUAUGUGGUUCAUGCUGUUGUGAAAAAUGUUUUACCUUUUACCUUUGUCAGUUUGUAACGAGAGGAUUUCCUUUUACCCUUUGUAGCUCAGAGAGCACCUGAUGUAUCAUCUCAAACACAAUAAACAUGCUCCUGAA